GCUAGAUCGUGCAAGCGGAAGCAAUACUGUACUGUAUCUCCGGCGGAGGAAGAGCGGGUGUGGUUCGGACUUACACGGCUGAUUCCCUGCAAUUUUACCCAAGCUAAAGGAGAUUGUUUCCCCUAACAGGAAUAACGGAGGUGCCACUGGAUUCUGACUCAUCUGCUGUGCGGGCCGAGGGCAGGCGAGAACAAUGGCUACCCAGUCUGAUUUGAUGGAGUUGGACAUGGCGAUGGGAGACAGCAAGGCUGCAGUGAGCCAGUGGCAGCAGCAGUCCUACCUGGAUUCAGGCAUUCAGUCUGGAGUUACCACCACAGCGCCAUCUUUGAGUGGCAAAGGAAACCCUGAUGUUGAGGAGGAUGAUCCAACUUUGUAUGACUGGGAGUUCAAUCAGCCAUUCACUCCUGAAACUACAGACAUUGAAGGCUAUGCCAUGACCCGGGCCCAGCGGGUGCGUGCGGCCAUGUUCCCCGAAACCUUGGAGGAAGGCAUCCAGAUUCCUCCUACCCAGCUUGAUGCAGCUCAUCCAACUGCGGUGCAGCGGCUGGCAGAACCUUCUCAGAUGUUGAAGCAUGCUGUGGUCAACCUUAUUAACUACCAGGAUGAUGCUGAGCUGGCCACUCGUGCCAUCCCUGAGCUUACAAAACUGCUCAACGAUGAGGACCAGGUUGUGGUGAAUAAGGCAGCUGUCAUGGUGCAUCAGUUGUCAAAGAAGGAGGCCUCUCGCCACGCACUGAUGCGCUCACCUCAAAUGGUUUCAGCGGUUGUUCGAGCCAUGCAAAAUACCGGCGAUGUGGAAACCGCUCGCUGCUCUGCUGGAACCUUGCAUAACCUUUCCCACCACCGUGAGGGACUCCUUGCCAUCUUUAAGUCUGGAGGGAUCCCUGCCCUGGUUAAGAUGUUGGGAUCACCAGUGGACAGUGUGUUGUUCUAUGCCAUCACCACACUCCAUAACCUCCUGUUGCACCAGGAAGGAGCCAAGAUGGCAGUUCGCCUGGCUGGAGGACUGCAGAAGAUGGUGGCUCUGUUGUCAAACACCAACGUCAAGUUCCUCGCCAUCACUACUGACUGCCUUCAGAUUCUGGCUUAUGGCAACCAGGAAAGCAAGUUGAUUAUUUUGGCCAGUGGUGGUCCCCAAGCUCUGGUCAACAUAAUGAGGACCUUCACUUAUGAGAAACUGUUAUGGACCACAAGCCGAGUGCUCAAGGUCCUCUCUGUUUGCUCCAGCAACAAACCUGCAAUCGUUGAAGCUGGAGGCAUGCAGGCCUUGGGACUCCAUCUCACUGACCCCAGCCAGCGUCUGGUCCAGAACUGUCUCUGGACUCUGAGAAACCUUUCGGAUGCUGCCACUAAGCAGGAGGGAAUGGAAGGUCUAUUGGGGACCUUGGUCCAACUGCUGGGAAGCGAUGACAUCAAUGUAGUGACCUGUGCUGCUGGCAUCCUCUCAAACCUGACCUGCAAUAAUUACAGUAACAAACUCAUGGUCUGCCAGGUCGGAGGCAUUGAGGCCCUGGUAAGAACAGUACUUAGGGCAGGUGACAGAGAGGACAUCACAGAGCCAGCAGUCUGUGCCCUGCGCCACCUUACCUCCCGCCACCAGGAUGCAGAGAUGGCACAGAAUGCUGUGCGCCUUCACUAUGGCUUGCCUGUGGUGGUCAAACUCCUACAUCCCCCAUCUCACUGGCCACUGAUCAAGGCUACUGUAGGUCUGAUUCGCAACCUGGCCCUUUGCCCAGCCAACCACAGCGCUCUUCGGGAGCAGGGAGCCAUUCCACGACUGGUCCAGCUGCUAGUCAGGGCUCACCAGGACACUCAGAGGCGCACCAGCAUGGGAGGCAACCAGCAGCAGUUUGUGGAAGGCGUGCGUAUGGAAGAAAUAGUUGAAGGAUGCACAGGAGCGCUGCACAUCCUGGCACGAGACGUCCAUAACAGAAUUGUCAUCAGAGGACUUAACACCAUUCCACUCUUUGUCCAGUUGCUAUAUUCUCCAGUGGAGAACAUCCAGCGUGUGGCGGCUGGUGUGUUGUGCGAGUUGGCUCAGGACAAAGAGGCUGCCGAGGCCAUCGAAGCUGAGGGAGCCACCGCACCACUGACAGAACUGCUUCACUCUCGCAAUGAGGGUGUUGCCACCUAUGCUGCAGCAGUACUGUUCCGCAUGUCUGAAGACAAGCCCCAGGACUACAAGAAACGUUUGUCUGUGGAACUGACCAGCUCUUUAUUCAGAACUGAGCCCCUUGCCUGGAAUGAGAGUGGAGAUCUUGGACUGGAUAUGGGGGCUCAGGGAGACCCUCUAGCUUACAGACAGGAUGAUGGAGCGUACCGCGCCUACCCAGCAGGCUAUGGUCAAGACACCCUGCUGGACCCCAUGAUGGAGGGUGCUGACUACCACGCCGACACUCUGCCCGACCUGGGCCACCACACUGAUCCUCUGCCAGACCUCGGUCACAGCCAGGACCUGAUGGACAGCAACCAGCUGGCCUGGUUUGACACCGACCUGUAGGAUUGUUGUGUUCUGAUAGAGCCUGCAUUGUGAUUGGCCUGUUUUGUCUGAAGCAGCGUUUUGAUUGGCUGUAUACAGUUGUGAAGGUAUUGAAUGGCAUAAGGGGUCUUGGAAAGUGCCUGACACAAGAAAACAAAGAAAAGGGUUGCCAUGGGAAUGUUUUAGGAAGUUGAAAGGGGGUGGGGGUGGGUACUUGGGAAGGGUGGUUGAAGUAUCUGAGGGAUGUGGAAUCACAUGACAGAGGGCUUGGGGCAGGUUACCUGUUAGGAUGAGUGCGCACACACGUUGGAUCUUUAAAAGUUGGUAACACAUGUUUUAGCCUUGCCUGUAUUAUCCUUGUUUGGUUCUACUUUUUGUAUUCUAUUUUUUUAUUUCUUUUUGUAUUACUCAUUCUCUGUUAUGGUACUGACCCAGCUUGCCUUCACACUACUAGCCAUCAUCAUUUUGUCUUCAAUGCUAACAAACUGUAAUUAAAAAAAAAAAAAAUACAACGUAUAUUACAUGUAGUGUUAAGUUAUAGUGAUAUUAUACAAUGUUUCUUUGGCCGAAUGUGUAGAACACUAAUAAUCAGUUGUACUCGGACUUAAAAUGUAAUAUUGUGUAGUUUUUUUUUUUUGUUUUUUUUUUAUAAUCUCAAAAACGAGAAUUAUACAUUCUUAAGUGCUUCUUGAAGCCUAAACUGUCAGUGUCACACACGCGUUCUGAAGAGGUUCAGUGUUGGUUGGGGAUAAAUCUGGAGACAAGUGUUUUAUAUACUACAGUUACUGGUAGGUUACUAUUUUGUAUGCUAUCACUGAGUGUCUGAUAGAAAAGUCGCCAUCAUUGGUGGCUUGAUUAAAAAUCCAGUCAUAUGUGCUAUGAGAGGUAGCCAGAUUGAUGACCUAGUUCUAGUCCUGCUGUGCUUAUUUUGGAGAGGAGCUUGUGACACGGCUGAACAAUAAAAUCAUUUUAUUUCAUUUA
Molecule: messenger RNA, 3460 nt
Organism: Dunckerocampus dactyliophorus (ringed pipefish)
Lineage: Eukaryota; Metazoa; Chordata; Actinopteri; Syngnathiformes; Syngnathidae
Product: catenin beta-1-like
Exons: 17
Coding region: 194-2500 (768 amino acids)
Biological process (GO): cell adhesion; positive regulation of transcription by RNA polymerase II
Cellular component (GO): catenin complex; adherens junction
Molecular function (GO): alpha-catenin binding; transcription coactivator activity; protein phosphatase binding
Source: RefSeq, a predicted model, not a curated record